Messenger RNA from Chara braunii, 5434 nucleotides. The record is from the annotation of a GenBank genome assembly. NCBI's taxonomy places the organism in Eukaryota, Viridiplantae, Streptophyta, Charophyceae, Charales, Characeae.
AGAGUCAGACAACAGCUGCGGCUUUACCUUGUUCUGGAUUCUGGAUGCCUACCACAGAAGCAGACGUGAAGAUGAUGUUUAUUGACGUUACGUAAGCUGCAGAAGUGAUUGAGGUGGACAUUGAAGGCAGAGAAGGAAAGCUGACUGAAGUAUAGAAGGCCAGUCACCCUGCGGCGAAGACCGGAUUGUUGGGGUAAAGCUAUGAUCGAUUGUAUGGCAGUUGAUCACAGGCAGAGGCAACAAGAGCCUAGCAGGGACAUGGACAUUGGUGGUGGCGAACCUAGGAAAGUGUAUACUUGAUUUGGAAAGUGUAUGGUUGAGCGUUUGACAGGUAGAGAGGAGAAAGCUGCUGACAUAAACUCGGUGUUGGAUGGAAAACGCCCAGUUCAUGUUCGGAGGUACACGCCGCGAGAGAUCUGAGGGACAAGAAGAGAAGUUGCGGCGGGCUUGCUAGGUCACUCUGUUAUUAUGUUAUUAUUUCUUGAAAAGAGAGAGGGUUGCUUUCUGGAUUGGUGACGGGAAUAACGUGUGAAGUGACAAGACUUGCGAAGGCGACUGAAUGCACUACUCGUGCAUUGGGCACUCUCAACUUGAAGUUUGUCGUCUUUAUCUCUGUUUUGGUGUUUUUUUUUGUUUUUUUUCCCCCCAUGUUCGUGACACAAUCGCGAGGUGUGGUUGGAAGAGGGAGGGGCAAAAAGUGGAUGUCUCCUCUGAAAUAUUGAUUCCAUUCAGAUUCCUUCCUGCUUUUCUUGGUUGCAUCCUCCGGUUUUCAUCGGAUGAGGAGGGCGAGGACAACUAUCGACGGAGUGGACAGAGCAAACAAAGGUCCAAGUUAUUUAGCAAAGAAGGAUUGAACAUUGUCUCGGCUUUUCUGUUCGCCACGCCGGUUUUAUUGUGGGUUCCACUAGCAAUAUUUCUUCGAUUGGUGGUCAGUCGGCCGGUCGCUCACAGAACGGUGAAACAUCAAAAUGGACGUACUUCGAAAGCAAGCCGCGAAGAUGCGGGACCAGGUCACGAAACAGCAAGCGGCUGUUCUUGGAAAGUUUGGGCACAAGUCAGAGUCAAAUGUUGUCAUUAUCGACGAGCACGAGCUUCAACGCCAUCAGCAGUUGGAGAGACUGAGUGCAUCUACCAGUAUGGGAAAGGCAUUCCAGCGGGAUAUUGUCAAGGCAGUGGAUGGCUUGGUGGGAACUGGAAACAAAACCAGUGAAGUAGCCACGAAGCUUGCAGAUGACUGUCGCCGAUACAGCACGGAGAUCUCUAGUUCCUCUAAUUCGCUGAAGCGUGGAGCGCAAAUGUAUUCGCAAGCUCGAGGACAAGUGGAGAUGGAGAGGGAUAUGAUGCAUCGCUAUCUUGGACUUCAGGUUGUUGAGCCACUGAAGGCCAUGGUGAUGGGGGCACCUUUGGAGGAAGCUCGGGCACUGAUGAAGCAGUAUGAGAGAGUGCGUCAGGAGGCGCAGAUACAGGCGAAUCAGCUUUAUCGUCGCCAAUCGAGAGCAAGAGAAAGUGGCGGUGAUGGUGAAAUUUCAAGCAAGAUCCAGGAGGCAGAGAUGAAAAUGGAAGAGUAUGCUGCUACACUGUCCACCCUUGGAAAAGAAACCGCAUCUGCUCUAAUUGCAGUUGAAGCACAGCAGCAGAAACUCACAUUGCAAAGACUCAUUGCAAUGGUGGAAUUAGAGCGAGCCUUCUACCUCAAAGGUGCAGAGAUCCUGGAGCAAGUGCUAGCUCAGAUGAAUGCUGAGAGAUCACAGACAGAGACGACCCCACCGAUGGGAAUGCGAGAGGACGUAACAGGGAAUGCAUCACAACAGCAGGCCAAUGGCAAGGAGGACUCAGCACAGCGCCCCCCUCAGAAUUUCCAGUUUUUCCUGGCCGAGGUUAUGUUCCCAUUUGAAGCAGAGGCGACGGGUGAAAUGUCACUGACGAAGGGUGACUUUGUAGUUGUCCGCCAGGUGACGGCAGCAGGAUGGGCAGAAGGGGAGUGCAAGGGUAAGGCCGGAUGGUUCCCCGCUACGUUUGUGGAACACAGGCAGCGCGUCCCAGCGAGUAAGAUCAUGGAGGUUGGGGUUACCGCGUAGAGCGGAUGGAUGCGUUGAGGGAACGGGGUGGGGGUGGCGAGAGUGGGCGAUCGAAGGGGUUGCAUUGCCCACAACCUGUACUGCUGACAUCUGCUGUCCUCUCCGCAUUCCUCCGCUGUUCGGAUACAUGAUAACGUAGGGCCUCGCCGCCUCGCUCCACUACACACUGGGACUAAAUGUUAUCUGUACCUGCACGAGGUCAAAUACGUUCAAAAUGUUCGAUCAGUCCACUUGUAUGUGGUCUACGGCGCUGUCCACAUACCUUUCGGAUGUUGAGUAGUGAAGCUAGGCCCCCCGUACACUGAUUAGCGUAUUCCUUUGUCGAUUUCAGUGCAUGCCAACCAGCAGACCAGUCCUCUGUGAGGGUAGAGGGUGGAUGCGGACCAGCAGCCAGUCAGCGGCACCGCAGGGCCUGCUUUGGAAGUGCCGGUACGCAGCUCACUCCAUUAUGAAGGUACUCGUUUAGGACUACCUUCUUCUUCCCCCGAAUACAACGUACGGUCAUUAUAGCUGUAUCUAGACUGAAAAAGGCCUCACAUACAUCUAUAAACACCGUACGUUGUAUUCGGGGGGGAAGAAGGUAGUUAGACAUGAGGAUUAAAAAACGAGUUGCCGACUGCCGACUGCCAUGAUUGAGUGAGGUGAGCGGUAGAUAAAAAAAAGCAUGCGACCUCACGGGAACCGCCAUAGCGAACGUCAGAUGUGAUUAUGUUGGAGUUGCUGGCAGACCGGAUGGCGAAGCAAGUGGGUUCGAGCAAGGACGUAAGUCAUGUAAACAAUACAAUAUAGGGCGAAAUCAUCUCCCGACCGCACUGCAACGUACCACCGGAAUUGCAUUCCAGGGAAGUGAUUUCGUAUUUGAGAGGGUUCAAGACCACUCCACUGAUCGGACUAGCACAUCGCGGUGGUGGAUGUGGAUUGACGACUAUUCCUUGCAUGGGGACAAACGACUCGCUGUUAUCCUAUCGAAGAAACGGUGUGUUGCACGUGUGUUUUUCUAUUUCAGAGAAAUGAAGGGUUGCUCUUUUCCUACCCGUCAACCGAUCCCUCGUUGCUUUCAAGUGCGUUCGGAAGAUCGAUUGUCCCAUCGCAGCUCCAUGUAGAGGAUUGAUUAUCACAACUGGUUGGUACUUUGAAGUUCGAGAGGAAGAUUGAACCUCGCGUCUCUCAUUUCUAGACUUGGUUUGUUACGUAAUACGGUCAGCCAGCAAAGCAGGGGGCCUCCGUUUCCAUCCAAACUUCUUCAUCUACAAUCACGCGUCAAUACACGCAGCGUAUGUGUGUUUUUCUGUGCUCUUCUUGCCACCAUCCAAUGUGCGCGCAGAUGGCGUAAGCCGUAAGAGCUGCCUGCUUUUCCCAAGGAGUACUGCGUACUGCGUACUCCUUCCAGGAAACCGAGUUUCCGUUCACCGACUGCACACGGACGGAGAGAGUGCCGCUCGAUAUAUAGUUCGAGCGCAGUAAGUCGUGUGCAGCAAUCGAUCUGCGAGCACCUGACGGGUAUACGUCCAAAACAACCUUGAUAAGGUUGCUGCAUUUGCCGUGAACGUUUCGUUCUCUCGUCAGCAGAGUUUCAAUCUUCGGCCGGCACUCCGAAAGCCGGCAGCGGUCCUUAUUUCAGAUCAUCUGGCGUGUCCAGGUUCGUCCCGCUGUUCCCAGUUCGCAGAGAAUCAAGGAAAAAAACAAAUGUGUUGCUACUUUCAUUCAGACGCGCACUGAUACUGCUGCUGCUCUUGCGUGCUCUUCGUGUGUGUUGCUGUGUUGCAUCCUCCCUGAGAUAAAAGUCUUCAUCAUUCUCAUUCCUGGACUCCACAAAUACAUUUACUUAACAGCCCUUUGCCCCAAGGGGUGUUUGUCUUUUUUCUUUUUUUCUUUCCUUUCGAGGGCAACGGCCUUUUGAUAUCAUUGAACUGCCUGGCCCUCAGCUUCACUCUGCCAAAGGCCAAGUUAUGCCAGUAGGUUCUCCGUUGGCCCAGCGCGGCGGUGUCUGGUAUGGAAAUCAGAGGGCUGUGAGGCAACAUGCAUGUGACAGAAGCUGCGCAAGUUACCGAGCAGAGGCACGUUGAAGUCUUGGAAGAUUGAUUUUCAAUCCGAGGAAGCGGAUUGAUUUUCGAUUCGAGGAAGCGAUCACCAGGCCUUCUGGAAGGGUGUGGCGGACUCGUAAAGCGAACCACGACUGUGGAGAAGCCGAGCCUUCGCUGUUGCUCGGCUUUCAGCACUUUCAUUCAAGGUGCUUCACGGAACCGAACGAAAGUCCACGGGGCAUUGUUCUUUGGUUAGUGCUCAUGUGCUUGAUCUCAUUUAUUAGGUCAUAAGAGUUUUUUGUUAAUACAAAUUACGUGGCUGUAGUGGGUAAGAGAGUUGGCUCUUGAGGCCGAGGUCGCCGGUUCGAGUCCGAGCAUAUGCAUGCAUGCACGGAGGAGGGCCUGUUAUUGAAGUCUUGAUCCUCUUGAAGAUCGAGUUCCGACAAUCCGAGGAAGAGAUCACCAUAUGCCUUCGUAGGCACACCGUGUCCUGGCUUGUAGUCGUUAAGAGAGUUGGCUCUUGAGGCCGAGGUCGCCGGUUCGAGUCUGAGCAUGCAUGCAUGCACGGAGGACGGCCUGUUAUUGAAGUCAUGAUUCUCUUGAAGAUUGAGUUCCGACCAUCCGAGGAAGAGAUCACCAUGCCUUCGUAGGCACACCGUGUCCUGGCUUGUAGUGCUUAAGAGACUUGGAUCUUGAGGAUGAGGUCGUCGGUUCGAAUCUGUGCAUGCGCAGAGGGCUUGGGCCCAGAUGCAUGGAUCCAGAAAACAGCGCUGUGUGCUCUGCUAUGGAAGCCCGAUGAACGAGUGGCAACGUGCAUGCACAGGACAGCAGCCUCUGACACAGGAGAGGCGUGUUAAAAAUUGUCUUUUUUUUUCUCUUUUUUCUUUUUUUCUCUUUUUUUUCUCUUUUUCUUCUUUUUUGACAGGGGUUGGGACGUAGGGCAUGGAAGGGUGGUGGACUCGUAAAGCGAACCAUGAUUGUGGAGAAGCCUUUGCUGUUGCUCGGCUUCAGCCUUCAGUACUUUCUUUUUUUUUUUUCCUUUUUUUUUCCUUCUGAAAAAAGGUCCAGGGUGUAGUAGAGGGUGGAGGCCAAGCCUCAGGGAGUGCCUCGGUACUCAUCCAUUGGGAGAACAGUGUUCUGCACGAACGUUCAUUUCAUGGGCCAUUGUUCUUUGGUUUGUAGUUAACUUAGCACUCUUGUCCUUUAUCUCAUUUAGGUCAUAAGAGUUUUCUAAUACACACAUUAUGUGGUUACUCAAAGUGAAUAGUGAGUAGUAUAAAAUAAUAAUAGUGUGAAGAUUGUUUGUUUUAUUGUGAGAAGUGCACAUCAUUC